Sander lucioperca (pikeperch) is the source of this 1343-nucleotide messenger RNA. RefSeq names its product annexin A2-B-like. Gene Ontology annotation, molecular function: cytoskeletal protein binding; calcium-dependent phospholipid binding; calcium ion binding. The record is from RefSeq and is a predicted model, not a curated record. Lineage: Eukaryota; Metazoa; Chordata; Actinopteri; Perciformes; Percidae. Gene Ontology annotation, cellular component: cytoplasm. The transcript has 13 exons. The coding region runs from base 145 to 1161 and encodes 338 amino acids.
AGGGCAGAGUGUGUGUGUGUGUGUGUGUGUGUGUGUGUGUGAGUCAGCUAUUUAACACCACGCCCUGUCCCGUCCUGGAUCAUAACGGAGCUGCUGCUGCACACUGCCUCACUGCUGCUGCUUCUGCUGAAGGUUUGACUCAACAUGGCGCUCGUUUCUGAGUUUCUGGGCCAACUGACACUGUCGUAUGGAGGGGAAGCAGAACCCAAAUUCCCCACCGUGGUGCCGGCACGAGACUUCGACCCGGCCAGAGACGCUGCCAGGAUCGAGACGGCCAUCAAAACUAAAGGUGUAGACGAACAAACCAUCAUCGACAUCCUGACUAGACGCAGCGGAGAGCAGCGGAGAGAGAUCGCCUUCGAAUAUGAACGUAUCGCCAAGAAGGAUCUGAACACGGCCCUGAAGGCAGCGCUGUCCGGCCCUCUGGAGGCUCUGAUGUUGGGUCUGAUGAAGACCACUGCUCAGUAUGACGCCUCAGAGCUCAAAGCCUCCAUGAAGGGACUGGGAACAGACGAGGAGACCCUCAUCGAGAUCGUCUGCUCCAGAAACGACGAAGAACUGGCGGACAUCAAGAAGGUUUACAAAGAGAUGUUUAAGAAGGACUUGGAGAAAGACGUAGCAGGAGACACAUCAGGAGACUUCGCCAAACUGCUGCUGUCUCUGGUUCAGACAAAGAGAGAUCAACCGUCUAAUGUGGUCGACUACGAGAAGAUUGACGAGGACGCCAGAUCUCUGUAUGAAGCCGGGGUGAAGAGGAAGGGAACUGACGUGGUGACCUGGAUCACCAUCAUGUCUCAGAGGAGCGUCCCCCACCUGCAGAAAGUGUUUGAGAGGUAUAAGAGCUACAGUCCGUACGACAUGAAGGAGAGCAUCAGGAAGGAGGUGAAAGGAGAUCUGGAGAAGUCCUUCCUCACUCUCGUGGAGUGCUUUGAAAACAGGCAGCUGUACUUCGCCAACAGACUCAAUGAAGCCAUGAAGAGUAAAGGAGCCAAGGAAAAGGUGGUGACCAGGAUCAUGGUCUCUCGCUGUGAAGUCGACCUGAUGAAGAUCAGAACAGAGUUCAGGAGGCAGCACAAAAGAUCACUGUACCAGACCAUCGCUGAGCACACUAAAGGAGACUACCAGAAGGCUCUGCUCAGUCUGUGUGGAGGAGAUGACUGAAAACUCAACUCUGUCCAGACUCAGUUUCCCAGAAGGCCGCUGGGUUUGAAAUACCAGCUGACUGCAGAUGUUCUUACAGUAUUAGAGCCUUUAUUGUUUUCACUUCCAUAUUAAACACAUCACCUCCUUCCUCAUCUUUCUAUGCAGCUUCAGUUUCUAAAAAUAAAACCGUUUCACCAGUU